Molecule: messenger RNA, 578 nt
Organism: Labrus bergylta (ballan wrasse)
Lineage: Eukaryota; Metazoa; Chordata; Actinopteri; Labriformes; Labridae
Gene: calml4b
Product: calmodulin-like 4b
Cellular component (GO): myosin II complex
Molecular function (GO): calcium ion binding
Source: RefSeq, a predicted model, not a curated record
AUUACGUUCCUCAUCUUACAGCAGCGGGGAUCAGAUUCCUGAGCAGAGUUCAGAACCGGCUGCCCGCUGACACCAUGGCAAAGUUUCUGACUCAGGAUCAGAUUAACGAGUUUAAGGAGUGUUUCUCUCUCUAUGACCGUCAGCGUAAAGGAAAAAUUGAAGCUCAGGAGCUGAUCGCAGUGAUGCGAUGUCUCGGGUCAAGCCCCACCCCGUCCGAGGUCCAACGACACCUGCUGAGCCACAGCAUAGACGGGGGCAGCGAGCUCGACUUCUCCACCUUCCUGAGCGUCAUGCACCGGCAGCUCCAGCAGGAGGCGCCGGAGGAGGAGAUCCGGGAGGCGCUGAGGAUGGCGGAUAAGGAGCAGAAAGGAUUCAUCAUGGCGUCCGAGCUGAGAGCCAAACUGACCGGGCUGGGAGAGAAGCUGACGGACAGAGAGGUGGACGAGCUGCUGAAGGAAGCGGGAGUUGGAGCUGACGGGCAGGUUCACUGUGAGCGGUUUGCUAAAGCGGUGACAAAACGCUGACUACGCCACAAACAUCUCCAAACUCAUUAAAAGUAAACUUUUUAAUGAUUUCAA